Apis cerana (Asiatic honeybee) is the source of this 1281-nucleotide messenger RNA. RefSeq names its product retinol-binding protein pinta. Gene Ontology annotation, molecular function: phosphatidylinositol bisphosphate binding. Gene Ontology annotation, cellular component: membrane. Lineage: Eukaryota; Metazoa; Arthropoda; Insecta; Hymenoptera; Apidae. The record is from RefSeq and is a predicted model, not a curated record.
GUCUCCAAUUCAAUUUAUACUUGCGUUGUAGAUCAGCGCAAUUACGAUUUAUUAGCUUUCUACUGACAUUCGAUGUUGAAAUCAUAAUAAAUAAUAUCGCGAAGUCGUGAUACUUGUUAUUUCAUGUUACGUUUUAUAAUUCAAUAUCAAAGAAUUCAGUGUUAUUUUAAAUAUAAAAAUCUAAUUAUUGGUGUGUUUUUUGGUGAAUAACAAAUGUAAUUUGUCAAAAGUAAAAAUUUUAUUGGAUCAUGUCGACAUUAAAUAAAUAUACUUGUCAACUAUCUUCGGAGGAGAAGAUAUAUUUGGCGGCUAAUUUAAAUGAAACUGAUGAAAUUAGACCAAUUAAAAUUGCUGAAAUAAGACAAUGGAUAAUACAAAAUAACGAUUUACAUGCACCUACAGAUGAUUUUUUCAUUCUUCGUUUUUUAAGAGCAUGCAAAUUUAAUGUCGAGAAAACAAAGUGUAAACUUUGGAAUUAUUAUAAGCAGAGAGCAAGUCUUCCUGAAUGGUAUAAUAACAGGAAUCCCUUUUUACCAGAGUUACAAGAAUUAUUUGAUUUAGGGGUGUUUUUACCUUUGAGAAAAUUAGAUAACCAAGGCAGAAUGAUUGUGAUAAUACGCGCAGCUGCGCAUUCUCCCAGUAGGCAUAAAAUAUCAGAUAUGUUGAAGGCUUCAUUAAUGAUUUUGGAUGUAGCAUUACGAGAUCACGAGUCAGUAACAAUAUAUGGUGUAACGAGUAUCUUGGAUUUAGACAAUAUUACAUAUGAGCAUGUUCUCCAAUUACCACCAAAUGUUAUUAGAAAUUUAGUUCAUGCAUGGCAGGGUUGUUACCCUGUUAGAAUUUAUUCGUUGGAUUUUAUUAAUGCUCAUAGAUUCGUGAAUACAAUAUUAAACAUAUUUAGAAGUUUUAUGAAUAAAAAAUUGAAACAGAGAGUUCAUGUUCAUUCACGCGAUAAAUUAAAAUUACACGAAACUUUGCCGAAGAAUAUAUUACCAAAAGAAUAUGGUGGUACGAAUGGAACAGUAAAAGAAUUAAGUGAGUAUUGGAAGCAUGUUGUUGAAGAGAAUCAAGAGUGGUUCACUGAGGAAGAAAAAUAUAAAUUAACGUUGAUUAAAUAACUAGAUUGGAAUUAAUUUACGACAAUGAAGGAUUGCAUAUGCAAUUGGAAUAGUUAAUAGCGAAAUACAAGAUAGACACCGACAUAUUUUUUUAUUUUUUAUAAAUAUUUUUUAUACAGAAAAUUGAAUGGAAAAUGGAAAUAUAAACUGCAUCUGUGUGUUC